ACCCUGGUGAUUUGAAAGAGAGCAGAUCCGAGAACAAGUGCUGUAUUGAACUAAAAUCUUGCGUCUACGAUCAUGAGUGUGAUCAAACCAGAAAUGAAGAUCAAGCUGCGCAUGGAAGGCGCUGUAAACGGGCACAAGUUCGUCAUUACAGGGGAAGGAAGAGGCCAGCCUUUCGAGGGAAAACAGACUAUGGACCUGACAGUCAUAGACGGCGGACCUCUGCCUUUCGCUUUCGAUAUCUUGACAACAGUAUUCGAUUACGGCAACAGGGUAUUCGCCAAAUACCCAAAAGACAUCCCAGACUAUUUCAAGCAGUCGUUUCCUGAGGGGUAUUCCUGGGAACGMARCAUGACUUAUGAAGACGGGGGCAUUUGCAUCGCCACAAACGACAUAAAAAUGAAGAAAGACGUCAACAACCGUGACUGUUUUCUCUAUGAAAUCCGAUUUGAUGGGGUGAACUUUCCUGCCAAUAGUCCAGUUAUGCAGAAGAAGACCGUAAAAUGGGAGCCAUCCACUGAGAAAAUGUAUGUGCGUGAUGGAGUGCUGAAGGGUGAUGUUAACAUGGCUCUGUUGCUUGAAGGAGGUGGCCAUUACCGAUGUGACUUCAAAACUACUUACAAAGCCAAGAAGGUCGUCCAGAUGCCAGACUAUCACUUUGUGGAUCACCGAAUUGAGAUAACAUGGCAUGACAAGGAUUACGACAAUGUUAAGCUGUAUGAGCAUGCAGAAGCUCAUUCUGGGCUGCCAAGGCAGGCCAAGUAAAGGCUUGACGAAAAGCCAAGACGACAACAAGCAGAAGAAAAUUCUUUUUUUUAAUAUAUUGAAAGGCAUCUAUUCGGAAUUAGUAUUUGAUACAAGCAAUUCAAGGUUUUCUUUUGGGAUUUCAUAAGCACUAGCUUUACAGUCAAAUUUAGUUAGAGAUAGUUUCCAUUUUUGUGGAAU
Orbicella faveolata is the source of this 942-nucleotide messenger RNA. RefSeq names its product GFP-like fluorescent chromoprotein cFP484. NCBI's taxonomy places the organism in Eukaryota, Metazoa, Cnidaria, Anthozoa, Scleractinia, Merulinidae. Gene Ontology annotation, biological process: bioluminescence. The record is from RefSeq and is a predicted model, not a curated record.